Molecule: messenger RNA, 2122 nt
Organism: Oncorhynchus masou masou (cherry salmon)
Lineage: Eukaryota; Metazoa; Chordata; Actinopteri; Salmoniformes; Salmonidae
Product: mitochondrial ribonuclease P catalytic subunit-like
Exons: 7
Coding region: 322-2040 (572 amino acids)
Biological process (GO): mitochondrial tRNA 5'-end processing; tRNA 5'-leader removal
Cellular component (GO): mitochondrion; mitochondrial ribonuclease P complex
Molecular function (GO): protein binding; ribonuclease P activity
Source: RefSeq, a predicted model, not a curated record
UGCGACUUUCUGAUCACAGACAUGCCUUCUUCUGCAGGUGAAUACUUCGUAAAGUGUUAUUUAGCCACAUUUACUUAGCCAAAUUAUAAUCCAAAACAAGUGUAUGUAGAUAUUGGGUCUCCUGACUCUUUAUCAAAAUAAUAAAACUGGCAUGCUGGUUGUUUGUUUCUAGGCAAUGUCCAUUAAAGUCUCUAGCUAGCUAAUUAGUUUGAACCUAAUUUCUUAAAGUAUCCCUGACUUCACUUGACUGUUUUUUUUGUUUAACACAGACAUGAGACAUCACAUCUGACAGUGUACAGUAGUAGUAUAUUGUUAGUAACUAUGAGCUCCCUCCUGAUAUUAAAAACAAGAAUAUGUCUGAAAUACAUUAGCCCACUCUUUAAUCCAAGCACUGCUGGCUUUACUCCCCUGAAUAAUGUGAUUAACAAGCUAUCAGUUAGUUCCAGGAUUUUAUGCACUAAAGGAGGGAGUAGACAUGCAGGUAACAACAGGAAAGAGGACAGACAGAGAGAAUUCAAUAUCAGAGAGAGGCUCCCUUUUCCCAAGUCAGUAUUUGCUUCUGGGACAGCCAAGAGAACUGCUGAAUACCAAAAGAAGAGGGCUGAGGAGGAACCAGACUUCCCCAGAAAGAACAAGAGAGUGAAACCCCCAGACCACCCUCUCACUGCCUCAGAAUGGAAGAGCCUAAAAUUGACUUCACAGAAUCCUGAUCGCUUUGACGUCCGGAUGAUGUCAUCAAUGCUGGCCGAUGGGACAGACAUCAACGUGGCCAAGUCCCUGCUGGCCUAUGUUGCCAUGGAUACCGGGACACUGUCUUACGAGCUGCUACUGCGGUACCUCACCCUGUGUGUCGGCAGCGGCCAUCACUCUGAGGUGUUUGACAUGUAUGAUAUCAUGAGGAGCCGGUUCAGGACAUUAGACACUGGAGCCUCCAGCCUGUUCAUAAAGGGCUUCAGCAGGACAGAACGCUGGAAGGAGGCGCUGACCAUCCUGGAGAACAUCAAGAGGGCCAUCACGCCAUCACCGCGUAACUACGGUGAUACCAUCGCUGGGGCGGUGCUGCAUGGUGAUGGUGACACUGCCUGGGCCCUGUAUGCUGAGCUGAUGGAGAAGGGCCUCAUUCCCAACCAGGAGACAUGGCAGGCCCUGUUCCAGUGUGGUCUCUCUCAUCAGGGCCACGAGGACGGGCUGCAAUCCAUCCUGCUCCAUAUGAGGGACAACCAAAUCUAUCCAGAGGAGACUCUGGCUAAAGAUAUCAAAGCUUGGUUUGAGAGUCUUCCAGAACAGAAAUGGAUUGGAAGCUGGUCCACCGUAGAACCCAGGGGAGUGUGUCGGAGCUGCCAGGCAGAGCUGGAGUCCAUCCAGCUGAGUCGGGAGGAGUACGCCCAGCUCAAAGACAGGGUGAUGGGGGACGUGAUCCAAGGCAGAGACGUCUUCAAUAAGACCACUCCAGAGGAGCUGGAGAGCUUCAAGAACUUUGUCAAGCGGAAGCCGGCCUUUGACGUGGUCAUAGAUGGACUCAAUGUGGCCAACAUUGGCAUCAAAGGGAACCAGUCGCAGACGCUCCUGGAGGUGGUGUCGGAGCUUGAGCGCCAGGGCCUGGUCAUCCUGGUCCUGGGGAGGAAGCAUAUGCAGCGGCCCUCACGCAGCUGGGACAGACAUGACAUGAGCUUGGUCCAGCAGAAGGCCCACUGCUUCUUCACUGACAACAUUUCUGAGGAUGACCCUUUCCUGCUGUAUGCAACACUGCACUCUGGGAACCACUGCAACUUUGUUAGCCGGGACCUGAUGAGGGACCACAAGGCCUGUCUGCCAGAUGGUGCCACCCGACGCCUCUUCUUCAAGUGGCAGAGAGGCCACCAGCUGGUGCUGAGCAGCUACACCCCGGGAAAGAGAGUACGAUUCCAGAGGAUAUUAAGUUAUGACACCAUUGUCCAGACAAAUGGAGGCUCCUGGCACAUCCCCUAUGAUGAGAAUGGGGCAGAGAGAUGCACUUAUGAAGUUCCACAGAAGUGGCUGUGUCUCACCAAGGCAAAAUAAGGACCCACUUAGAACUGGUUGAUCUUCACAAACCUGUCAAUACAGUGUUUGUCAAUGAAACUAUAGCAUGUGAAAAAUAAAA